This is a messenger RNA of Glossina fuscipes, 3817 nucleotides long. Its product is annotated as poly(A) RNA polymerase gld-2 homolog B-like. Gene Ontology annotation, cellular component: cytosol. Gene Ontology annotation, molecular function: poly(A) RNA polymerase activity. The annotation marks the transcript as partial. NCBI's taxonomy places the organism in Eukaryota, Metazoa, Arthropoda, Insecta, Diptera, Glossinidae. The record is from RefSeq and is a predicted model, not a curated record. The transcript has 8 exons.
CAUAGCGUUAGUGGCGGCGGCUAUGCAAGUCCUUUAACUGGUGAGUUGGCCCGCAUUGUCGCUAAUGGCAACCAGCGUGCUUAUCAAGGAUAUUACGCGGCAAAUAAUAGCAACCUAUUGACACAAUCACACGGCCGUCAACAGCAACAGCAGCAUUGUAGUGGUAAUAAUAAUAACAAUUAUAACGCUGGAGUACAAGCCGCCAAAAAGUCGCCAACGUAUGGCUCCAGUUCAGCUUCGUCGUGUUCUUCGUCAUCAACGUCCUCCAUAUCGUCUAAUUGUUCGAAUACAUCACACCGCCAAGAACAUCCAAGUCAGCAACAACCACAGCUGAUCAAAACUUCCAAUUUGAAUUUAGCCAUUGAAACGUUAGCUGCAAAAUCAAGUCACUACCAAACGGGUGGUGGAUACCCACGACAGCCAUACCAACGUGGGCAACAAAAUCAUAAUAGCCAUCAUCAUCAUCAUCAUCGACACCACAAUCACCAUCACCAUCACCAUCAACAUCACCAUCAACAUCCACAUCAACCGCAAUAUCAACGUCAACAGCAGCAACCUCAUCAACAUCAUCAACACCAACAACAUCAACAUCAUCCUCAACCACUUCCGUUGCUACCCAAUAAUCCCACACAGCCCCAACACCAGAAUUUUUAUAACCUUACUUAUGUAAGUACAGAUGGGCAUUGCAGCAGUUCUCUCAACCUCGCAAGCGGUACUUCAAGGAUAUGUAGUCCCGGAUCGUCUUCCAUGUCAGUAACUUCUUCGUCGGCGUCAAAUCAUAAUUCAAAGUUGCUCGAUAAUAAUAAUGGUACAGGAGCAACUUUAAUGCUAAGUUUCAAUUCCGCAAACACUAACAAUUACGCACAACGUUAUCAUCAGAGAGGACAAUCACAUCAGCAACCGCAUUACCAGAAUCAACAACCAAACUUCAUCAACAAGAAGUUGUUGACACCACUGAACUUAAUGUCUCCUGCGCAAUCUCCCUCUGCUACCAACACUGUGUGCUAUGCUCAACUUGAUGAGGCUGUAACGGCGACGAAAGCAUCGAUAUCUUCGUCAUUGUCAUCGAACGAUGUUGGAACUUCCACGCAAACACAUUCAACCAAAUCAGUGAACACUGGGAUUGGCAAUGACUAUGACUCUGAUACCUCAUCCACCCAAUCCUCCGCUGUUUCUUGUCAGGGCCCUCAAGUUAAAUAUCAACCCUUGAAAUCUUUGUCGUUAUCGUCAUCUUCGAGUUCUUCAGCGGCAUCUUCUAUUUCUUUGUCUACGCCAACGACCAUAGACUGCAGUCAGACCAGCACUCCAGCACCAUCAGCCACGCCGCUUCUUAGUCCUCUAGAUUAUAACGCAUACAAUUCUGUCAUUCAAAACAUUCCGCCUUCAACUACGAUUCAUCACAAUCUACAACAGCGCUAUCAAGCCCAACAUCAACAACAUAUGUUAGCUUACAACCGGAAUGUUCCUACUGCAGCUUCCAAUCAGCUGAGUGCGCAGCAAUUGUAUCGUAAUGGUGUUAUUUCAUUAUUAAAUCUGCAGACACAAAACAAUGGCAGUACAAACUCUGGAGGCCAUGGAAUCGGUCAAGAAGAUGAUUACUUGCAAGCUCUACAACACCAACCACAUCAAACGCAUCAUUUUUACUUCAGUGCAAACUCUCCCAGUACCGCAUGUGAUCAGCCAACGUUAGGGGUGACGUCAGCUUUAACAGCAAACCUUUCAAACUGCUCAGCAAGCAGUAGUAGUGGUUAUUGGAGUCCUACACAGCACGCAAACUUACUCUACAAUCAAACAACAAAUGUUUCAGUCUCACCGCGCUUAAACGACCUAGAUGAAUUACAGCAAUCAUUGCCAACAAACCAUGUGAUGUCAAGCUUAUGCUCGGCUGUAGGUGGUGGGCUCUGCAUGAACAAUUCAAAUUCUAACGUUCAUCCCAAAAGAGGAAGCUCUGCACAGAUUUUGUCACAACAACAGCAACAACGUGUUAUCGUUCAACAACAACAGCAAUCGUCUACUUCACUGCCGAGCAAUUCUAAUCCCAAUAUCACUUCUCUUAACGCGGGAGUACGUACGCGCUCCGGUGGCCGUAACCAACAAAUACAAACAUCUGUCAUUACAAAUGCUGGAAGUGGUUCACAGCAAUCGCCGCCGCCGCCUUCUUUGCAAACUCAUCUACUUACUCAUCAACCAGCAUCUUUACAAACUGUUCCGCAACCAUCCCACAAUUUGAUUUAUAACAAUCCGCCUACUCAUAUGCGUGCAUUGGCGGGCAUAACUGCAAAUCCAUCUGUACAUGAUUUUUUUACACAUACACCGCCGGAUCGGUUUUUAGCUCGGGCACAUCUUAUUGAAGCUAAAGAAGCACCGCCAUCUCUGCUUAGUAAUACAAAGUGGGAUAACCUAUCGCAAGGUAUUUGGAAAAAAUUUAUCAGUUCACAACAAACUAAGGAGACGUUUAAACAGAAAAUGAAACUAUGGCGCUACUUGUAUCUGUUCAUCAAGAAUGCCUAUCCACGUUAUGGCUUAUAUUUAGUAGGAUCAACAAUAUCUGGUUUUGGAUCUGAUAGUUCCGACGUUGAUAUGUGCUUAGUAUCACGUAGUGCGUCCAGUAUUGAUCCCCGGAUGGAAUCUUUGUUUAAUUUAACUGUAUUACGUGAUUGUCUGAGCAAAUCAGGUGAAUUUGAAAAUUUCAAUUUAAUUGAAGCCAAAGUGCCUAUAUUACGAUUUCGAGAUCGCAUUCAUCAGCUAGAAGUGGAUUUAAAUUUCAACAAUUGUGUUGGGAUUAAAAACACGCAUUUACUUUAUUGCUAUUCACAAUUGGACUGGCGUCUGCGUCCACUGGUGCUGGUUAUAAAAUUAUGGGCACAAUAUCACAACAUUAAUAAUGCAAAAAAUAUGACGAUUUCCAGUUACUCGUUGGUGUUGAUGGUAAUACAUUUUCUGCAAUAUGCUGUUAGUCCGCCCGUUUUGCCGUGCUUACAUGAUAUAUAUCCAGACAAAUUUACACUUUUGCGUUCCAAUGAUUUCGGUUAUGUGGAUAUGAAUGAGACUAUAGGACCCUAUGAAAGUAAGAAUACCCAGACUUUAGGAGAAUUGUUUUUAUACUUUCUAGAGUAUUAUAGUUGUUUUGAUUAUUCUCAAUUUGCAAUAUCUGUACGUACAGGUGGCUUGUUACCUAUAAAUGUCUGUCGCACAGCAAAAUCUUUAAAAAAUGAUAUUCAUCAGUGGAAGGCAUUGUGUAUUGAAGAACCGUUCGAUCUAACGAAUACAGCACGUUCUGUAUAUGAUUUUGAAACAUUCGAACGUGUGAAGGCCGUGUUCGUGGCUUCGUGGCGUUUGCUACAAGAAACGUUAGAGUUGAAUUCCGUAUUUUCAACAGUUAUUAUACCUUCAGUGCUCCCCAUUAAUAAAGAAGGUUAUGAGCAGUAUAUACCUACAAAAUCUGUGUUAAAAGAAUUAACAUUAGCUGCUAUGUCUACAAAUGCCGCUACAAUGACACACGACAAUUGUCCUUGUAGCCAGGGCGGCAUGUCGUCGGAGUGUUUAAGUUCAAUGCAUCAUAAUUGUGUCUUGAAAAAUAAUAAUACGGCGGCAAGUGAAAUUCAAAAAAAAGGCUUAUCGAAUUAUGGUAGCGCUCAGAAACAAAUCAAUAGCUCCACCAAUAAUAACAACGCAAACACCAAUGCUAAUGCCGCCAACAGCACAACUUCAAACUUAACUACUUUGAUUUCCUGAGUAACAGUGUUUUGUAAGGAAACUACUAUGUAUGGCAGCUGUUUUAUAUUCACAAACUCGACAUCAAUAAUGCGGUCACCUU